UAAAGAAAGAAACAAAUCCAGGAAAAAGAGAGUUUUUUGAAAUCUUUGUUCUUUUUUUUGUUCGAACUUGGUUUGAGGAAGAAGCAGCCAUGGAACUCCAGAACACAGUGAAGGAAGCCCUAAACGCUCUCUACCAUCACCCCGACGAUGGUGUCCGUUUGCAAGCCGAUCGUUGGCUCCAGAAUUUCCAGCGCACUCUCGACGCCUGGCAGGUGGCUGAUAACUUGCUUCACGAUGCCUCGAGCAAUCUAGAAACCUUAAUCUUUUGUAGUCAGACCCUUCGGAGUAAGGUACAGCGCGAUUUUGAAGAACUACCUUCUGAAGCUUUUCGGCCAUUGAGGGAUUCUUUAAAUAAUUUAUUGAGAAAGUUCCACAAGGGCCCUCCUAAAGUCAGGACGCAGAUUAGCAUUGCAGUUGCUGCCUUGGCCGUAUAUGUUCCGGCAGAAGAUUGGGGGGAUGGGGGUAUUGUAAAUUGGCUUCGGGAUGAGAUGAAUAUGCACCCAGAAUAUAUACCAGCAUUCUUGGAGCUACUCACGGUUUUACCUGAGGAAGUAUAUAACUAUAAGAUAGCAGCUCGACCAGAAAGACGCCGCCAAUUUGAAAAGGAGCUGACAUCACAAAUUGAGACUGCUCUUAAUAUCUUAACAGCUUGUCUGAACAUUAAUGAACUUAAGGAGCAGGUUCUUGAGGCUUUUGCUUCUUGGCUUCGACUAAAGCAUGGGAUCCCAGGAAGCGUGCUUGCAUCUCACCCAUUGGUGCUUACAGCUCUCUCAAGCUUGAAUUCUGAAAUACUUUCAGAGGCAUCAGUAAAUGUUAUUUCUGAGUUGAUACAUUAUACAGCAGCUGGGAGCUUCAAUGGCGUUCCUGCUCAUAUGCCCUUAAUUCAAGUGAUUGUCCCACAAGUAAUGAGUCUGAAGGCACAUCUUAGAGAUUCUUCAAAGGACGAGGAAGAUGUGAAGGCCAUUGCUCGAUUAUUUGCUGACAUGGGUGAUUCAUAUGUUGAACUGAUUGCAACUGGUUCUGAUGAAUCAAUGUUAAUAGUGCAUGCAUUGCUGGAAGUUGCUUCACACCCAGAAUAUGAUAUUGCUUCAAUGACGUUCAACUUUUGGCACAGUCUUCAGGUGAACUUGACCAAAAGGGUUUCAUUUGGUAAUGAAUCAUCCAUUGAUGCUGAGAGAAAUAGAAGGCUGCAGGUUUUUCGUCCAGCAUACGAAUCACUUGUAUCCCUAGUAAGCUUCCGAGUUCAAUAUCCUCAAGAUUAUCAGGACCUUUCAUACGAAGACCUCAAGGAAUUUAAACAGACUAGAUAUGCCGUGGCAGAUGUCUUAAUUGAUGCAGCAUCAGUUCUUGGUGGUGAUCCCACGCUUAAGAUUCUUUACACCAAGCUUUUUGAGGCUGUAAGCCGAUACAAGAAUGACGAACACAGUGAAUGGCGUCCAGCAGAGGCUGCUCUAUUUUGCAUUCGUGCUAUAUCAAAUUAUGUGUCAGUUGUUGAAUCUGAAGUAAUGCCGCAGGUUAUGAGUUUACUUCCGAAACUCACCCAACAUCCCCAGCUACUCCAGACAGUUUGCUUGACCAUUGGAGCAUAUUCAAAAUGGUUUGAUGCUGCUUCUAGCGGACUAUCUAUAUUGCCUUCAGUUAUAGAAAUCCUCAUGAGUGGCAUGGGUACAUCUGAAGAUUCUGCAGCCGCUGCAGCCCUAGCGUUUAGACAUAUCUGUGAUGAUUGUCGGAAAAAGCUUUGUGGAUGUCUGGAUGGCCUCUUCAACAUAUACCACACGGCAGUGAACGGUGAAGGUAGUUAUAAAGUCUCUCCUGAGGACUCGCUGCAUCUUGUUGAAGCAUUAAGCACGGUUAUUACAGAACUUCCUCCAAACAAUGCGAAGACAUAUCUAGAGGCACUAUGCUACCCGGUUGUUUCUCCUCUACAGGUGAUUUUCAUUUCACGUGUGGAACAACUUAUUUAUACCUUCGUUGUAGAUGAGACUACUGAUUUUGUUGUGGAAAACCAGGAAAUUGUCAACCAAGGCCCAGAGGUUUUAAAUAAGAAACCUGCUCGCGAGUUAACAGUUCAUAUUGAUCGAUUUGCCUAUAUUUUUAGAUAUGUAUAUCAUCCUGAAGCAGUAGCUGAUGCGAUUCAAAGGAUAUGGCCAAUUUUCAAAGCCAUCUUUGAUCUCCGUGCUUGGGACAUGCGGACAAUGGAAUCUCUUUGCCGUGCUUGCAAAUAUGCGGUGAGAACUUCUGGGAGGUUCAUGGGAAUCACAAUUGGAGCUAUGCUAGAAGAGAUCCAAUGUCUUUAUCAACAGCAUCACCAACCAUGCUUCCUUUAUCUCUCUAGUGAGGUUAUAAAGAUAUUUGGCUCCGACCCAACAUGUGCUAAUUAUUUAAAAAGUUUGAUAGAAGCACUCUUUAUUCAUACAACACGUCUUCUCACAAGUAUUCAGGAAUUUACCGCCAGACCAGAUAUCGCAGAUGAUUGUUUUUUGUUGGCAUCAAGAUGCAUUCGUUAUUGUCCUCAAUUAUUCAUUCCAUCUCCAGUAUUUCCAUCACUAGUAGAUUGUUCAAUGAUUGGGAUCACAAUACAGCACCGAGAGGCCUCAAAUUCAAUAUUGACCUUCUUAUCGGAUAUCUUUGAUCUUGCAAACUCUGGCAAAGCCGAACAGUACUUACCUAUAAGGGAUGCUGUUAUAAUUCCUCGAGGAGCCGUUAUCACGAGGGUUUUGGUUGCUGCACUAACUGGGGCUCUUCCAAGCUCUAGAUUAGAAUCGGUAACCUACACACUAUUGGCGCUAACCCGAGCUUAUCGGGCGCAAGCAGUGGAGUGGGCCAAAGAAAGUGUCUCACUAAUUCCAUUGACGGCAGUAACGGAGAUCGAGCGUUCCAGAUUUUUGAAAGCAUUGUCGGAUGCCGCAUGUGGAGCUGAUAUUAAUUCUUUGACGGUUCCGAUCGACGAGUUAUCAGACGUCUGUCGUCGUAACCGAACAGUCCAGGAGAUAGUUCAAGGAGCUUUGAGGCCUCUUGAGUUGAAUAUAAUACCUGUAUCAUAGGCAUGAUUCGGAGUUUUACUACACAAGAGGAGGCCAUUUUGCCAGGCCUCGCCUCGCCUGCCGGUAAAAUGAGUUGGGCGAUUGCGUAUUACAGUAUUAGCCUUUUUAUUUGUUUGUCUUGUAAUUUGUUGUGAUUCUCCAAUUUUUAAAGAGAAUCAUUGGUGGCCCUUUCAUAUUGGGUAAUUGGGUGAGAGUUGAUCAAUUCUUGUAUCUAUGUGUUGAUGAGUUGUGGGAUCUUUGAGUGGGUUUUCCUUUCUCUUGGCUUUGUCAUUUUUUGGGGAUAAAAAGAUCACAUGGUAUAGAGCUGUAGAUUAAGGUGAUGAAAGCAUUUUUAGGCUUCCAUAGGAGUGUUUCGUUCUUAUAGUCUUGGAUUCUUUAAAAAGACCCUUUUGCUAGUUGCUGUACAAAUUACAGAAAUUUUGAGUCUACUUUGUUCUGGUUAUUUUUAUUAUUGUUAGAAACGUUUGUAUUGCUUUUGUAAUCAACUGAUUUAAAGAAUUCCUUU
Morus notabilis is the source of this 3549-nucleotide messenger RNA. Its product is annotated as transportin MOS14. The record is from RefSeq and is a predicted model, not a curated record. The coding region runs from base 90 to 3044 and encodes 984 amino acids. Gene Ontology annotation, cellular component: nuclear membrane; cytoplasm. The transcript has 26 exons. Gene Ontology annotation, molecular function: small GTPase binding. Lineage: Eukaryota; Viridiplantae; Streptophyta; Magnoliopsida; Rosales; Moraceae. Gene Ontology annotation, biological process: protein import into nucleus.